AUGGCGGCCACCGCAGCCUCCUUGUCUCCGAUCCUCCGCCGCUCUCCCCCACUCCUCAUCCUCCUUUCCCUCCUCCUUCUCCCCACCUUCGCCGCUGCCCAAAACAUCACCGUCGGACAAUCCCUCUCCGCCGACGCAGCCAACUCCACCGCCUGGCUCUCCCCAUCCGGCGAAUUCGCCUUCGGCUUCCGCCCGCUCGACGAAACCAACACCACCUUCCUCCUCUGCAUCUGGUACGCCGACCUCCCCGACCGCACAAUCGUCUGGUCUGCCAACGGCGACUCCCCUGCCCCCGCCGGCUCCACCGUCCAGCUAUCCGGCACCGUCGGCCUCGUCCUCGCGAACCCACAAGGCUCCGAGAUUUGGCGUUCCGGCCAACUCUCCGGCGGAGUGGCCUCCGCCUCGCUCACCGAUUCCGGCAAUUUCGUGAUCCGAGCUAGAAAUUCCUCUCCUCUGUGGGAAACCUUCGCCAAUCCCACCGACACGAUCCUCCCUUCGCAAACGCUAGGCCGCGGCAUCAUCCUCUCCUCCCGGCGCUCCGAAUCUGAUUUCUCAAAGGGGAGAUUCCGCCUAAUUCUCCAGGGGGACGGGAAUUUAGUCCUCACCACUGUAAAUCUCCCGACGGAGCAGGUCAACGGUGCGUACUACGCCGCCGGAACGAAUUCUGCAACCGACCCUGGUACGCAGCUGGCUUUCGACGAAUUGGGAUUUCUCUCCGUGGUCAGAACUAACGGCGGCAGCAGAUUCAAUUUGACGGAGUCGGUGCCGUCGUCAUCAAACGGAGGGUAUUACCAAAGAGCAAUUCUGAGGUUCGACGGAGUUUUGACUCAGUACUAUUACCCGAAAUCGGGGGGAAGUAACCGGAGCUGGACUCAUCUCUGGAACCAGCCGGAGAACAUCUGUACGGCGAGGACCGACAUCGGCAGCGGCACCUGCGGAUUUAACAGCAUCUGCGACCUCGAAUCCGACGGCCGGCCGAGUUGCCGGUGCCCGACAGGGUAUUCGUUGAUGGAUCCCGACGAUCCGUACGGAAAUUGCAGAGCGAACUACACACAGGGCUGCGAAGAAGACAACGGCGGGGUCCGAAUUGAAGAGCUGUACGGGUUCGUGGAGAUUGAGAAUACCGAUUGGCCAACUUCCGAUUAUGCUCUGUUGGAGCCUUUCACGGAGGAGGGCUGCCGGAAUUCCUGCCUGCACGACUGUAUGUGCGCCGCCGCGAUUUUCCGGUCAGGGGACAUGUGUUGGAAGAAGAAGAUGCCUCUGUCGAAUGGGAGGCUGGACGGGAACCUGAACGGGAAGGCACUGUUGAAAGUCAGGAGGGGGAAUGUGAAUGUGAGCCGGAGAACAGGCGGCGGUGGGUGGCCGAUUGCGCCGGAGGCAGGGGAUGUUGUGAAGAGGAAGGACAGGGAAGGGUUGAUCGUGAUGGGUUCGGUUCUUUUUGGGAUCUCAGCUUUCGUGAAUGUGGCGCUGGUGAUCGCGAUCUGUUUAGGGUUUCAAUUCGUUUACAGGAAGAAGAACAGGUUUGAUUCAGGUUCUAAUGACAGCGUUGGCGCAAUUGAGCCAAAUGUGCGGUGUUUUACAUACAGGGAGCUAGAAGAAGCAACGGAUGGGUUCAAGGAAGAGCUUGGCAGGGGAGCUUUUGGCAUAGUUUACAAAGGCGUGAUUCGGGACAACGGCCGCGUUGUCGCCGUCAAGAAGCUGAACUCCUCGGUGAACAACGAUACGGCGAAGGAAUUCAGAACCGAAGUCAGCGUGAUCGGACAGAUUCAUCACAAGAAUCUGGUCCGGCUGGUCGGAUACUGCGAGGAAGGAGAGCAGAGGCAGAUGUUGGUCUAUGAGUACCUGAACGGGACCCUGGCCGAUUACCUGUUCGGAGAGGUGAAGCCGAGCUGGUCGAAGCGAAUCCACAUCGCAUUGGGAGUCGCGAGGGGACUGUUGUACCUGCACGAGGAGUGCAGCACCCAGGUGAUCCACUGCGACAUCAAGCCGCAGAACGUCCUCCUGGACGACUGCCAGAAUGCCAGGAUCUCGGAUUUCGGGCUGGCGAAGCUGCUGCAGCUGAACCAGAGCCAGACGCACACGGCGAUUAGGGGAACCAGAGGGUACGUGGCGAUCGAGUGGUUCAGGAACUCGCCCAUCACGGUGAAGGUCGACGUCUACAGCUUCGGGGUCCUGCUGCUGGAGCUCAUCUGUUGCAGGAAGGGCGUGGACAGCAACGAGGGCGCCGGAGAACGAGCCAUCCUGACCGAUUGGGCUUUCGACUGUUAUGCCGAAGGAGCCAUCGACGACCUCGUCGACCACGAGAUGGAGGUGCUGAAUGACAGGGAGAGGCUCGAGAAGUUUGUGAUGACCGCCCUGUGGUGCAUUCAAGAGGAACCUUCCGUCAGGCCUACGAUGAGGCAGGUCUGGCAGAUGCUCGAAGGAGUCCUUGAAGUACCUGAUCCUCCGUGCCCUAGCGGUUUCACCGUGACAACGAUCUCGAAGGCUUAA
This is a messenger RNA of Linum tenue, 2490 nucleotides long. Lineage: Eukaryota; Viridiplantae; Streptophyta; Magnoliopsida; Malpighiales; Linaceae. The record is from the annotation of a GenBank genome assembly.